Drosophila hydei is the source of this 1263-nucleotide messenger RNA. Its product is annotated as collagen alpha-1(X) chain-like. The coding region runs from base 1 to 1263 and encodes 420 amino acids. The transcript has 3 exons. NCBI's taxonomy places the organism in Eukaryota, Metazoa, Arthropoda, Insecta, Diptera, Drosophilidae. The record is from RefSeq and is a predicted model, not a curated record.
AUGAAUCUGCUCGUAACGUUUUCUUGGCUAUGCCUCAUCCUCUUGGACAGCAACAACAGCAGCAGCUUUGCAGAUAAGUACAACAAUAUCGAUGUUGGUCGGACAAUUUCUAUAGAGAUUCCAAAUAGUGGCUCGUCUAGUGGACGUCAGAAAAUCGAACAGAAAUUCUUUCCGUCAUCUUAUUUCUAUUCACAUUUUCCACCCUAUCCACCAAGUGGCUGUUUCUGUCCGCCGGGUCCGCCGGGACCACCUGGGCCGCCAAGCCGUCCUGGCGCUCCCGGUAGACCGGGUAUUCCCGGCCAACCGGGCAUCCAAGGUCCGAUUGGACCCGCGGGUCCACCCGGUCCUAAAGGCGAACCGGGAGCUAUGGGAGAUCCUGGAGAAAAAGGUGAAAUGGGACCGCCUGGGCUCAGUCUUAUCAGACGGCGCAGAGACGGCAUUCCUCAAACUGCAAACAAAGGCAUUAGAUCGAUUGAGGAAGCAGAGAAGUUUUCAGUAUUAAAAGGUGAUCCAGGAGAUAUGUGGGAACCAGGUAUGAACGGAGAAAAGAAACAGCCAGGCCUCAUCCUCUUGGACAGCAACAACAGCAGAAGCUUUGCAGAUAAGUACAACAAUAACGAUGUUGGUCGGACAAUUUCUAUAGAGAUUCCAAAUAGUGGCUCGUCUAGUGGACGUCAGAAAAUCGAACAGAAAUUCUUUCCACCAUCUUCUUAUUUCUAUUCACCUUAUCCACCCUAUCCACCCUAUCCACCAAGUGGCUGUUUCUGUCCGCCGGGUCCGCCAGGACCACCUGGACCGCCAAGUCGUCCUGGCGUUCCCGGUAGCCCGGGCAUUCCCGGUCAACCGGGUAUCCAAGGUCCGAUUGGACCCGCGGGUCCACCCGGUCCUAAAGGCGAACCGGGUGCUAUGGGAGAUCCUGGAGAAAAAGGUGAAAUGGGACCGCCUGGGCUCAGUCCUAUCAGACGGCGCAGAGACGGCAUUCCUCAAACUGCAAAGAAAGGCAUUAGAUCGAUUGAGGAAGCAGAGAAGUUCUCAGUAUUAAAAGGUGAUCCAGGAGAUAUGUGGGAACCAGGUAUGAACGGAGAAAAGGAACAGCCAGGUGAGCUCGAUACUCGUCGACAGCCCAGAGAUGACAAUUCUCAAGUGGACUUUGUGUCUGAGGACAAAGACGCUGGAUCAAUUGAUGAGCCAGACAAACCAGAUCUAAAAGAAAGUAAAGCAACAUGCUUGAAGUUGUGCGAACAAAAACAUGUAACUGUGUAA